CUUUAGUCCAUCCACCCAUCAUAUUCAUAGCCCUGUCUCUUUCUUUUUCCCUUUAGUCACGCUACCCAAACAAUAGCCCCACAAAUCCCUCUAUUUUCUUCAAAUUCACAUCUUUAAAAUCCCCAAAUAUCUCUCACAACCUCACAAAGAUUCAAAAUUUCCAUCUGGGUAUCACUCAAAUCUCAAAAAGAUUCAAAAUUUCCAUCUGGGUAUCUCUCAGAUCUCCAAAACAUCUUCAAAAAUUCAAGAAAUGGAACCGUUAAUGGAUUCCGCCACCACUCCCCACCGUACGCCGUCGUUUAAGGAAGACACCUACCACCUCCACAACCUUAAACCCUCCGAAAAGAAAGCACUACAAGAACUCAAAGACAAACUCACCACCACUUUCGAUGGUGAUGCAUCCAUGUGGGGCAUCCCAUUGCUACCAGCAACCACAGGUAGUACUGAAAAAGCUGACGUCAUCCUGCUGAAGUUCUUACGUGCAAGAGACUUUAGGGUCCAAGAUUCUCUCAGCAUGCUUGUUAAGUGUCUUUCUUGGAGGAAAGAGUUCGGAGCUGACAACAUUGUUGAAGAGGAUCUUGGGUUUAAGGAUCUUGAAGGUGUGGUGGCUUAUAUGAAUGGGUAUGAUAGAGAGGGUCACCCUGUGUGUUAUAAUGCUUAUGGUGUGUUUAAAGAUAAGGAAAUGUAUGAAAAGAUUUUUGGGGAUAAUGACAAGUUGAAGAAGUUUUUGAGGUGGAGAGUUCAAGUUCUUGAAAGAGGGAUUAAAAUGCUGCAUUUUAAACCUGGUGGGAUUAAUUCUAUUAUUCAAGUUACUGAUCUUAAAGAUAUGCCUAAAAGAGAGCUUAGGGUUGCUUCUAAUCAUAUCCUCUCUCUGUUUCAAGAUAAUUAUCCAGAAAUGGUUGCUCGCAAGAUUUUUAUCAAUGUCCCAUGGUAUUUCAGCAUGUUGUACUCAAUGUUUAGCCCAUUUUUAACUCAAAGAACCAAAAGCAAGUUUGUGCUUUCUAAGGAAGGAAAUGCUGCAGAAACUCUUUACAAGUAUAUUAGCCCAGAGGAUGUACCAGUACAGUAUGGUGGACUGAGUCGACCCAGUGAUUUAAACACUGGUCCACCCAAACCAGCUUCUGAGUUCACAGUCAAAGGGGGAGAAAAAGUCAAUAUUCAAAUUGAGGGCAUUGAGGCGGGUGCAACAAUAACUUGGGAUAUUGUGGUCGGAGGGUGGGAUUUGGAAUACAGUGCCGAGUACGUUCCCAUCGCCAAUGGAAGCUACACGAUCGCGGUGGAGAAGUCAAGGAAGAUGGCCCCCACCGAAGAGGCGGUUCACAACUCUUAUACCGCUAAAGAAGCGGGAAAGCUAGUGUUGUCGGUGGAUAAUUCGGCUUCGAGGAAACGAAAGGUGGCGUCGUAUCGGUACCUAGUAAGAAAGUCUCCGGUUGUGAUGUGAGUUUGUUUUGAGAUAUGAUGUUAUGGUCUAAUUUUAGUAAUUUUGGUUGUAAUGAAGUUAUGUGUGUCUUUGUAAUAUGUGACUUGUAAGUUUAACGGAGGAAACGGUUGUAUUACAUUCCUUAUUUAGAAUAAUAAUAGGUUAACAUAUUCAUGUUGCA
Messenger RNA from Helianthus annuus (common sunflower), 1601 nucleotides. RefSeq names its product patellin-6. NCBI's taxonomy places the organism in Eukaryota, Viridiplantae, Streptophyta, Magnoliopsida, Asterales, Asteraceae. The transcript has 4 exons. The record is from RefSeq and is a predicted model, not a curated record. The coding region runs from base 251 to 1441 and encodes 396 amino acids. Gene Ontology annotation, molecular function: lipid binding.